AUGGACGAAAAUUUAGUCAGCGAAUUUCUAAGGCAAAGUUCUUGCUUUUUCAGCUCAAACACAGAAGAGCAGCUACCAGCGCACGCCUAUUUCCAAGAACUUGUAUACAAUCCUAUUGGACUUCAGCUUUCUAGCUAUGUAUUACUCCAAGAUACCUCUCACCAGUCUGUGUAUCUUGCCUCCCAAGUUCUUUUCAAUCUUAUUACAAAGUAAUUUUUAUACAGAAAGUGGAGCUUAUUCAGUCACGAGUGUCGGCUGAGCUUAUACAAGCAUAUCUUAUCAAAUUUAGUAAGUAAAGGGGAAGAUAUUCUAUAUUUAUAGAGGCUAAAAAUAUAAAAUAAUUAAAAAAAGCCUAUUUUUUAUAGAAAUUUAAGCUGUGAUUAUUCAAUAAUAGAUAUUUUGCUUAUAAAAGGUAUAUAUACAAAGCAGGAAAUAUGGUUUUAUUAUCAUUAUUAAGACUUUUAUGUAGGAUUGCUAGACAAUCAUGGAAUGAUAGCACAGAAUUCACGAAGCUUCCGACUUAUGCCCUAGAGUUUCUUACACAGUCCCCAGUCUAUAUAUGUAUCGGCUUACAGCUUAUAGACACUCUAAUCGAAGAUAUGAGCCCAAGCUCUGAAAAUGCUUUAACACAGCAUAAGAGAAAUGCCAAGCAGUUCCAGCAGGACUCUCUCCCAGCACUCUUUGGUAGCUGCACAAGUGCUCUGGCUUUAACUCUUACUCCCCCCCCCCCCCCUCCGUGAGCGAACAAAACCAUUAGAAAAAUCGCCAUUUUUUGACCAAAAACCCACCCUCCGUGAGUGAACAAAAAUUUUUUUUAAUAGAAAAAAAAUUUUAAUGGAAAAAAAUUUUGAUAUAUAAGUGAUAAUUAGUAUAAUGAAAUCUAGAGCUAAUUCUGUUUAAUUUUAAACAAAUUGCGUUUUAAAACAUAAAUUUUGCAAAUUAAAUUAAUAUUUGCUUCCCAAUUUUUGCAAAUUAGGAUUUUUUUAAAUUUCGAAAAAAAUAUUUUUUAUAAAAUUUAUAUAUAAAUUUUUUUUAAAAAAAAAAAUUAACCCCCCUCCGUGAGCGAACAAAAUUUUUUUGUUCGCUCACGGAGGGGGGGGGGGGGAGUUAGCGAAAGCUAUUCAGAGUCUGAUAAAUCUGGGAUUAUCCUUUUAUUUUUAAAAAUCCUUGUCAAUAUAUUAGAAUUCGGACAAAAUGAUGCAGAAAAUACAGAUUUUUUCGAAAUUUCGCCCUCACAAAAUCCUGGCUGGGGCACCUUGCAGUCUAUUGAUACUUCUAGGCAGAUUUUUGAGCUUUACCAAUACAUGCUCAGGCUUUCUAACAAAGAGGCUGCUCAAAACUGCUUAAAAUUCCAGGCGUUAUACCUAUCAAUAAAUAAAAACUUUUUCACUUCCCAAGACAUAAGAAUUUCAAUUAUCAUACAAAUAGUCCAAGGAAUCAGAGAAAUUUUGCAAGGCAAAAUUGGGCUUGACGAUGAAACUAUCCUUUAUGAAUUUGUCAGACUUGUAGCUAAACUAACAAGCAGUAAAGCACUUUUUGACGUAAAAAACCAUAUGAAUUUGUUAGAGUUUCUAGGCAAAAUUUUUUAUUUCACUAAAAACUCUAUAGAAACUGAUGUCCCUGAUAAUAUUAUUCAUUAUCAACUGCUUUUUUGGGAUUUUUUAUGCCCAGAAGUAAAAACAUUCCCAGAGGAUUUGAAAAAAUGCAUUGUGGAAAUUACAAAAUCUUAUACUUAUUUUUAAUAAUCCUACCAAAUAUCCUAUUGUUAUAUAAUGUCUAAUUGAAUAUUCUCUAUAAGCAGCUAUAUAUUACCUUAAUGCUGACUAAGGACGAUAGAGUUGACGACGAAGAAAUGCUUCUGGCUGAGCUAUCAGUGAUUUGUUCAUUGUCAAGGGCAGAUUUUGAAGGCAUAACAUCAUGGAUCAUAAUGAAAUUUGAAGAAUUAGCUUUGAUUGUACUGACAAAUCAAGAAGCAGCGGUGCAGUUGGAAAUUAUGGUUUAUAUAUUGAGCGUAAUUAUUAUAGAAAAUAAAAAAAUUUACUCAAAAUUUGUAGCACCAAAGAGAGAUGGGACUAUAAGGCCAAAAGCGUCGGAGACUACAUAUGAAGAACACAUGAUAAAUGGGAAUCUUGCCUAUCAUAUUUUACAGUUGAUGAGCUAUAUUGAUGUAAAUCCUUCAUUAAAAUCUACUGGACUAUUCUAUUAUAUAUUAAUUUUUCAUUUUUUAUAAACCUAAAACUCCCUCAUUUUUUAACAAAAAAUAAUCCACUUAUUUUUAUAUUUAUUACUAUCUUAUAUAAAACAGCAUAGUAAAAGCUUGCUUGUCCUUCCUUCGGUCAUUUAUUAAACUUUACUUCAAUAAAGAAGUUUCAUCUAACGUAAGCGGUACAUUUACAGCCUUAGCCUCCAAGCUUCAGCUAGAAAACGAAAGCUUAGUCUUAAGCCACAUUUUAGGCAAGCUUUUUACACACUUGCAAGAAGCCACACAAAAUACCUAUAAAGUCUGCUUAGAAAUGUUCUCAGACAUAAUUGACGGAACACGACUUAUUACCCACCCUUUAGAAAACUCAACAUUUUUAGUAUGCGGAAAUAUAGGAUUUUCUGACAAUAACGCUAUAGAAAUCCUCAGCACUUAUAGCCAAAAUAGGUUUACUUUUAUGGAUCCUCUGAUUAUAAAUAAAUCUCGCAGGUAUUUUAUUACGGCGAUAUCAAGACUUUAUUAUAUGUCAAAUGUAAAAUUGUCUAUGAGCUUUGAAGUGCUUUUUUCGCCUAUUAGUUUGUGUAUAGAAACUGCUUUACAGACUAAUAAUAUCAUCAUGAUGCAAAAUGCCUUAUAUGACCUUAGAGGAGUCUUAGAGGGGUCUUUAGAUUCCGACCAUAUGACAAAGUUUUUUGAUUGGUUUUAUCCUAAGCUUUCAGAACCACUAAGUGUGUUUAUAUGUAGCAACUGAGAUAAGCGAGAAAUUGCGAUACCAUUUUUGAAGUUUUUAAAAGAACUUUCUUUUAAUAGAACAGAAAGGCUGAGUUUUGCAUUUAAAGGUAACUUUUAUAUAUUUUGUAGUAGAAUGAAUGUUUUGAAGAUAAAUUUCCUAUUAUAUAAUCAAUUAUUAUUUACAUUAGAAAAUAAUUUCAGUAAAUCAAUUAAGAACAGGAUAGACUCUCAUAAAGGAUUUUCCUUAUUCAAAUACUGCGAAAAAAACAUUAUCUCUUUUUUUACGUUAAUCCUUAACUCUGCCAAUCCAGCUGAUUUAUACACAGAUAAAUACAAACCAAUAUCUCAGGCCUUAGUAAUUUUCACUAGACUCAUCACAAGUGGCUGCAUCUCCUUAAAAGCUUUACCCAAAGAUUUAUCAAUAAAACAGACGUUAGAAUUAGCUCUGUUAUCAAUAGUUACCAUUCCAAUAGAAGAUAUGAUUUCUUAUGUAAAAAUCUUUAAAAUUGUGUUUGAGCUGCUGCAGCUAAUAACCUGUACAGCUGAGCUUAGGGCGCUUGCUUUUUAUUCUUUGCCACAUGAUAAAUCUGCACAGUUGUUAUAUAUCAUAAAUGAAGGAAUACAGUCACUUGAUCAAAGUAUUGCAUUAGUUUCCCUUGUGACACUGAAAAAUAUAGUAAGAGAUUUAUGUCUUCCAAAGGAACCACCUGCUUAUGAUAUAAAGCUAAACUUCAGAAUGAUUCAGUCAGAGCCGCUUAAAAAACUCCUCAAAACCAUUUUCCUGAUGGUUCUAAGAGGUGAGGCUAAAAAUUUAUGAUUUUUAGAUUAAUUAAUCUGAUAAAAUAAAUAAUUAAAUUUUCUGGAAAAUUCAUAUAAUAAAGUAUAGGUAUUAUUAAUAGAAUCCUUUUAGGGCUAAUAAACUUAAACCAAGUUUAUUAUAGAGAAAUUUGUCCAGAAUUAACAUUUGCGCAGGGUACAGAACGCCAGCCACUUAUAGUUCAAGGUUUGGAAGCUUUGUGGAAUAACUUGAAUUUUAACUGGUUCCAGCUUGUCGGCCAAGAUGAUCCAAUUCAAAUAGAAAAAAAUAUGCACUGUGCAGGAAGCUUUGAAAAGAGAUUAGAGGUAUUUGUCAAACUUCUAUCACAAGCUGCAUAA
Messenger RNA from Blepharisma stoltei, 4087 nucleotides. NCBI's taxonomy places the organism in Eukaryota, Ciliophora, Heterotrichea, Heterotrichida, Blepharismidae. The record is from the annotation of a GenBank genome assembly.